UCAUAGCCCGAGCUUAUGUAAACACGGAGAGUGUUUCGAGUGGUCCAUUGCCCCGCUGUUGUAAUGACAAUCGAUGACAUAAUGUGCUAUAUGUGAUAUAUGUGAUAUAUGUGAUAUAUGUUGGUUGGAAUUUACGCAUGCUGUGAUUCACGCGGGCGAGAACAUUGUGUUAGCAAAGUAUAUGAAAUUUUGAGGCCAUGCUGAUAAACAGUAUUCAAUUAGACUAAAAAGAAAUGCAUGUUCUUAUCAGAUUUUCUGUUCGGAAGUUCUAUCGGUAAAAAUCAAGCCCAUAAAUUCAAAGGAACUGUCGCCGUGAGAGCUCAGUUAAGAAACCAAGUUGAAGUUAACAAAAUGUCCAAAUCGUCGCUUCUUUUUGCGCUAGUCUUCAUAUUCUGGCCGCAUAUUAAAGCGGACAUAUUCGAGGAGUGCUCGGAUGCAGAUGCCGAAAGCUUCGUCUCCAGCUACGAGAGCUGCCAGGCGUAUGUCUACUGCGAUGGCGACGACUCCAUACUGGGUCAAUGCGAUGACGGGCAAUACUUUGAUCCCGAAUCGGGCACGUGCGACGAUGCGGCCAAUGUGAGCUGCUUUCUGGACGAGGUCGAAGAGCCGCCAGUGGAGGAGGAGCCAGAGGAGCCGGCUGUGCAGCCCACACAAGAGCCGGAACCGACGCCGCCAACCAUGGACACGCCCGCCCAGGUGGAUGUGGUAAAUGUGGCGCCCAUCGUUAAGCCCAGCUGCCCGCAGAGCGAUGAUCCCAGCCAGGUUAUAUUUAUGGCCAACAAUGAAUCAUGCACGGACUACUAUCUGUGCUAUCACGGCCAUGCCAUGCAGAUGCAGUGCACCAAUCAGCUGCACUUCAAUCCAACCACCGGACAGUGCGAUUACCCGGAGAAUGUGCACUGCGCGCUGGAUGAGCCGGCGGCGCACAAAUGUUUGCCGCACAUGACCGACUUCUUUCCGCAUCCGGACAAGUGCAGCUAUUUCUACUACUGCAUCAAGGGCUUCCUCACGCUGCAGCAGUGCCCCUUCUACUACGGCUGGGACAUCGAGAGACGCAGCUGCGUGCAGCUGAAUGUGGCCAAAUGCUACGGCAGCUCCAGACGUGCGUAGCCCGAAACGCCCUGUAACGGGUUUACCCAGCACAGCUC
Molecule: messenger RNA, 1148 nt
Organism: Drosophila novamexicana
Lineage: Eukaryota; Metazoa; Arthropoda; Insecta; Diptera; Drosophilidae
Product: probable chitinase 10
Exons: 2
Coding region: 238-1110 (290 amino acids)
Cellular component (GO): extracellular region
Molecular function (GO): chitin binding
Source: RefSeq, a predicted model, not a curated record